AUGUCUUACGCUUACCUCUUCAAGUACAUCAUCAUCGGAGAUACCGGAGUAGGGAAAUCAUGCCUUCUGCUUCAAUUCACGGACAAGAGGUUUCAGCCGGUGCAUGAUCUCACCAUCGGUGUUGAAUUUGGGGCUAGGAUGAUCACCAUCGAUAACAAACCCCUCAAACUCCAGAUCUGGGAUACGGCUGGUCAAGAAUCAUUUAGGUCGAUUACAAGGUCAUACUAUAGAGGAGCUGCUGGUGCAUUGCUUGUCUAUGAUAUCACAAGGAGAGAGACAUUUAACCAUCUAGCCAGCUGGCUAGAGGAUGCGAGGCAGCAUGCAAAUGCAAAUAUGACGAUAAUGCUCAUUGGGAAUAAGUCUGAUCUUGCCCACAGAAGGGCAGUGACCACAGAGGAAGGAGAGCAGUUUGCAAAGGAGCAUGGUCUUAUAUUCAUGGAAGCCUCUGCCAAGACUGCUCAGAAUGUUGAAGAGGCGUUCAUAAAGACAGCGGCAACAAUAUACAAAAAGAUUGAAGAUGGUGUGUUUGAUGUGUCAAAUGAGUCGUAUGGAAUAAAAGUUGGAUAUGGAGGAAUCCCAGGGCCAUCUGGUGGUAGAGACGGAUCCACAUCUCAAGGAGGGGGUUGCUGCGGCUAAGAUGGGAAUAGUUUCUAUAUCAUCAUGUAACAUAUGAUAUAUAAGCAAAAAUAUCUCUCUUUAAAUUAUAUAGUUGUAAAUCGUUUGGCUUUCGAUUUGGUGACUUGUGUUGUGGCGGAUUACGAAUUAUUCAUUUAUCUAUAAGAUGUGUUUUGCGUCUCUAAGGAUAUGGUUGAUGUAUGAAUCUUGUCCAUUCGCAUGACAAUUGAUACAGUAAUAAAGAU
Messenger RNA from Eruca vesicaria subsp. sativa (arugula), 860 nucleotides. NCBI's taxonomy places the organism in Eukaryota, Viridiplantae, Streptophyta, Magnoliopsida, Brassicales, Brassicaceae. The record is from the annotation of a GenBank genome assembly.